AUGCCAUUUAAUGCCAGUUUUAAAUUCUUACUCUCGGGAACUACAGAACGUUUACAUUUUCCAGAUGCAUUUCUAAUGCAAAUUGCUUCGCUCUUGGAAGUGUAUUGUGAGAUAUUGUCAGUAGCACAAACUGGUGACUCGUGGUGUGAGUACAAAAGUCAUCCCACCGUUUUGGCCCGCAAUACCACACCAGUUGCAUAUCCCGGUUCACCAUUGCAUUUAUCCGUUGAAUUUUGUGCCAAUCCUCCGGCGCAUGCAGCAAGAUGGCUGCAUGGCGAACGGGUCUAUACACCCGGAAAUCAAUAUGGCAAUACUGUGCUGGCCUAUGGAUUUACGGAUCUACCCACCCCCUUCUGUAAAGAAGCCCGCCUAACCUAUGUCAGUAUGCACGAACGAGUUCCACGCACUUUCUAUUUUAUUGUCUCCUCGCCCGGUGGUGUGGCCGAGGCGGUAAUUAAAGUUAAUUUUACCCUACGCUAUAGGCCUCUGUCAAAUGUCAUCGACGAAGAAGAGGAAGAACUAAGGCAACCCGAGGAAAUACAUUUUCCCAAAUUUGGUAAUCCUAAUGGGGCCAGAGCUCAAUGGGGCUCAUUUUG
Molecule: messenger RNA, 596 nt
Organism: Musca vetustissima
Lineage: Eukaryota; Metazoa; Arthropoda; Insecta; Diptera; Muscidae
Exons: 4
Source: RefSeq, a predicted model, not a curated record